Molecule: messenger RNA, 1491 nt
Organism: Neltuma alba
Lineage: Eukaryota; Viridiplantae; Streptophyta; Magnoliopsida; Fabales; Fabaceae
Product: phospholipase A1-IIgamma-like
Exons: 2
Coding region: 17-1207 (396 amino acids)
Biological process (GO): lipid metabolic process
Molecular function (GO): glycerophospholipid phospholipase A1 activity
Source: RefSeq, a predicted model, not a curated record
ACACAGAAUCACAAAGAUGAGCAUUUCCCAAAGAUGGAGAAUACUAAGUGGACAAGAUCAUUGGGAGGGUCUUCUAAACCCUCUUGAUAUUGAUCUCCGAAGGUACAUAAUCCACUAUGGAGAAAGAACACAAGCCACUUAUGAUACUUUCAUCUCAGAAAAAGCUUCCAAGUUUGCAGGAGCAAGCAAGUACGCCAAGAGGAACUUGUUCACAAGGGUGGGUUUGGAGAAUGGGAAUCCCUUCAAGUAUAGUGUGACCAAGUAUUUGUAUGCAACAGCACAAAUCGCUGUUCCUGAAGCUUUUAUAAUACGAUCAUUGUCACCGGAAGCUUGGAGCAGGGAAUCAAACUGGAUAGGGUAUGUUGCUGUGGCCACGGAUGAAGGCAAAGCUGUGUUAGGAAGGAGGGAUAUUGUAAUUGCUUGGAGAGGAACAAUAAAAACGUUGGAGUGGAUUAAUGAUUUCCAGUUUCUGUUGGUUCCUGCUCCUAUAAUUUUUGGCGGUUCUGGGUUAAUCGAUCCUAAAGUACAUCAGGGUUGGUACUCUAUGUACACUUCAGACAAUCCUGAUUCUCCAUUCAACACGACUAGUGCAAGAGAUCAGGUCUUAAGUGAGAUAAGAAGGCUUGUAGAUCUAUACAAGGAUGAAGAAAUCAGCAUAACUGUAGUUGGGCAUAGUUUAGGAGGUGCAAUGGCAACCCUAAACGCAGUGGACAUAGCUCAAAAUGGCUAUAACAAGCCAACAAACGUGCCAGAAAAAGCAUGUCCUGUCACAGCCUUUCUAUAUGCCAGCCCUCGAGUUGGAGAACUGAACUUCAAUAGGGUUUUCACUGGCUUGGAAGAUCUAAGAGCUUUAAGAAUUAAGAAUAUUCUUGACAUUGUUCCAAACUAUCCCACUUUGCCCUAUUUGGAUGUGGGUGAAGAACUAAUAAUGAAUACUCAGAAAUCACCGUACUUGAAGAGUCCAGGGAAUAUCAUUACUUGGCAUAUGUUGGAGUGUUACUUGCACGGCGUUGCAGGAACACAUGGACUUGAUGGAGACUUUGAAUUGGAGGUGAAUCGUGAUAUUGCACUUGUGAACAAGGAUACAGAUGCUUUAAAAGAUGAAAAUCUUGUUCCUGAGUUAUGGUGGGUUGAGAAAAAUAAGGGAAUGGUUCAACAAUUAGAUGGUUCGUGGGAGCUGAUGGAUCACGAGGAGGAUGACUUUUGAUUCGUCUCAAAGGUUGUAUAUAAAAUGUGGCUUGUUGUAUUUCUGGAUGAGUGUUUCAAUAAAUUAUCAACAAUGCUUGUAUUUGUUGCUUCAAAUAUGGAGUCUGUUUAUGUUGUAACCCAUAAAAUAUUGAUUCUGUGUAUUCGAAUAAAAUAUCCAUGUCGUAAGAGAGUGAUCUGUUCAUUUAGCUGAUUAAACCUCUUUGUCGUGUGCUUGGGAGUCAAAUUUGAAAUAAGAUUUCCAAGUUAUACAAUAUAGCAUAAUUUGAGUUGUUCACUUAUUGA